Messenger RNA from Aspergillus heteromorphus CBS 117.55, 4208 nucleotides. RefSeq lists its product as uncharacterized. Bases 138 to 4061 code for a protein of 1307 amino acids. The record is from RefSeq and is a predicted model, not a curated record. The transcript has a single exon. NCBI's taxonomy places the organism in Eukaryota, Fungi, Ascomycota, Eurotiomycetes, Eurotiales, Aspergillaceae.
GAGCACCGACGCCCGCGUCCUCGAUGUGAGAUUUCAGCGCCCACAUCCAUCUGCGAUCUCUGUCAAUCUCCUCGGCCUCUAGCGCUUUUCAGCCUUCCCUUGCUCCGUCCGUCUCCGCCCUCCUCCUUCCCCCAGUCAUGGCCGAGAGUCUGGGGAAGAAAGAGCGGAGAAAAAGUCUCAGCGUCUUCACUCCGUCGUCGACGACGGCCUCCUACGCCGGUCCCGUGGCCCAUGAACGGUCUCCCUCGGACGACGCCCACGCCCCGAAGAAGAAAUCGCGACGCAACUCAGGGUUCUUUGGGGUCCGGCACCCUAGUCCCCCGAGCGCGUCUGGCAGCUAUGGCUCGCGUCGCCCUGGCACCGCCGAUUCGGAAUCGACCGCCUGCAUGACGCCCGUGCCCACCGUCGCCCUCGAGGGGCCUCGUUCCCGACGCAAGUCGCUGCAGAAGAGGCGAACCUCCGUGUUUGGGUCGCUCCGGUCGCUGCAUUCCCUUGAAGAUGACGACCGCUCGCAGGGCCGCUCGAAAGGCUCAUCCCUGGACGAGGAUCCCCCCGAGCUUCGGCAUGGCAUUGGCUCCAUUAUUCUGCACCAUGGAGAGGUCCAGAUCACGGGAGGAAUGUGGCGAAAGAAGAGUCAUUACCUGGUCCUAACUGACACCCAUCUUGUCCGAUUCAAAAGCCAAAGCAAAGCUGCCGAUAUGUUUCCUUCGAUCCCGGCCUCUUUCUCCCGUUCGGUGGCCAACAAUCGCCAAUCGGUCGCCUCGAUCAGCUCCUUACAGGACCCCCAGCUUUCGGCCCCGAGCGAUUCCUCUGCGGGAAUCCCCCUGAACAGUAUCAUUGCCGUCUACAUGCUGGACGACGGCAGACCGUCAUCGACAGUGGAGGUCGCCUAUGUGGAUGAGCGAGCGCAGAAGGCCACUUUUAUCCAAAUGCAAACGCCCGAUUUCCAGGAACUGAGCCUGUGGAUGGUGGGCAUUCGAUCCGCCGCUGAACUGAUCCGCGGGGCCGACCCGCUGGGCUUUGACCAGAAGACGGUGGAUUGUGUGGUCCGGAUGCUUGACUACGAACGAGACUAUGACCCGGAGACGUUUCGUAUGUUCCGAGUGAUUCAGAUGGCGUCGACCAAGUCCCCGACGCGGGCAUCGUCGGAGGAUCUCACAAAACUAUCACCGACGGGCUGUUAUCUCGCCCUCGGAUCACACAAGCUCCACCUCAUCCCGUUGCAUAAGAUCUCCAGCCGCAGCUCGGUGGUGUCAUUGAGCGACUUGGAUGCUACCACAUCAUUUGGCCUGAUGAAUUUGACCUGCCUAUCGAUGGAAUGGGGGGACGAUAGUCUACAUUUGACAUUCCGUGUUCCACUCCGGAAACCAUUUUCGGUCUUUCUCGCGUCGGUGCAUUCGCUGGAGGUUGCAUUCUGGAUCCGGCAACAGACGGAGUUUUUGCGUCCUUUGUGGAUCAAACGGCCAUAUGACUUCAUCGUUCCCCGGGACCUUGGGAACGAAAACAACUUUCCUCCGGUGAGCCUCGAUGAAGACUACGGCUGUUUCGACCGCACAUUGGUCGCCUAUUCAGCCAGCUAUGACAUCGACACCUCCAAUAUUCGAUACACGAUUGACGUGCAAUGUGAUGACGCUCCCUGUUUCAAGCUCUUGCCGCCAGCUUCCACUCGCCAGAGGAAAUACACUGCCUUGGAAUUGAUUGCCGUCAUGCGGGCUCUCCGGUACAACGAGUCAUUCCGUUCCAUUUCCUUCAGUGGCGUCAGCUUGGAUGCACUCCAAGGCCUACGCGACAUCCACGGAUCAGACAAGGAUGCUCUGUUGAGUCGCUCAGGUGCCCCGAUCCAUAUCCCCGGCCAAGAGAAUCUGUCGGUCCUAUCACAAGAAGUGCGGGCCCUGACUCUGAAAAGCAAGUGGCUCCGGCGCCUGGACUUUUCUUACACUCUUAGCCGCGUCCCCAAGUCGGACAGUGAAAGUCAUGAUCCAGGGUGCGGGAUACCGGAGGCAAUAUUCCCCAUUUGUCGGCGAGAGCUGACGAGCGUCGACUGGGUCGUUCUGAAUGGAAUCAAGCUGGGAGAUUCUGACCUCGACUAUCUCGUCGACGCAGCCUCUCAACGGUCAAGUCACAUGCGAGCAUUGGAAGUGGGUAAUUGCGGCCUGUCGGUUCACGAUCUUGAUCUACUGCUUUCCACCAUUGUUGCUCAGUCGUCGACUCUGGAGGCAAUCAACAUCUCUGGGGUACAAGGCCGGUUGAGUCCCGACAUAUUGCAGCAGUACCUUGGCUACUUCAGUCAGAUCAAGACGCUGGAUUUGUCUCGUAUUUCUCGCACAUCGAACUUGGAUCCUCUCCUCACGCCCGAGACGUUGAUCAAUUGGCGAUUGGAAGAGCUGUCGCUGAGCCGGACGGUGGUCAACCGGGAGACUGUCGAUGCUAUUGCCACAUAUCUGGCCAGUGAACGGUCCCGAGGUCUCCGGGUGCUUCGACUGGACCAAUGCGGGCUCAGCGGUCAAGAUGUUGCCAUCUUCCUGCAUUCGAUGGCAUCUAGCGGGGCCCCUCGCGAUGUGCAUCUCUAUGUAAACGAAAACCGACUUGAUUCCGGCUGUUCGUACCUCUUCGAAGCCAUUUCUCAAAGCAAAACUCCGACUCACCUGUCUAUGAGAAUGAUCGAUUUCAAAAAGGAGGAGCAGUUUCAGGAAUUGGUGGAGGCCUUGCGCAAGAACCGGUCGUUGAAGUAUUUGGAUAUUUCCAAGGCAUCGCUUCCGUACGAUGCUGGCCCGGAGACGUGCAAGGCCUUGCAGCUGAUGUUCGAAGAGAACGAGACGCUGGAGGACUUGGAUAUCAGCGGGGAAAGCGCUCAUCUGGAUGUUGCCCGGUUUGGAAUUGGCCUCAACUUGGCAUUGACUGGUCUGAAAAAGAAUAAGUCUUUGCAAGUCUUGCGGAUUGAGCAUCAGAAACUGGGUCUCCAGGGCGCAAAUACCUUGGCAUCUGUCCUGGAGGAGAACGACUGCCUCCGGGAGGUCUACUGUGAAAACAACGACAUCAAUUUGCAAUCAUUUACGGUGCUGGUCAACGGCUUACAGCGCAACAGAUCUUUAUUGAGCCUGUCAUUCAUGGAUCGUGACCGAAUCCAGUCCCUGGAACGCGUGCGGCGAGAGUUUCAAAGUGUCAAACGGGAAGCAAACCUUGCCCAGAGCUCCGCCACCAGUUCUAUCCGCCGGUCCAUCUAUGUAGCAAUGAAUGGCAAGUCGGGGUCAAGCAAGCAGUCCAAACAGCAGCAGGCAUCCAACCACCGCUAUAGCUCUGCGGUGCCCCCACACCUGGCUAGUUCAUCCGAGACCUCCCCAGUCAUGCAGCAGGACGUGGAGGCUAUUCUGCAUUCAUUGAGCCGGAAAUGGGAUGCCGAGGUCGCUCGUCUUCGUCGAUAUCUCUUCCGGAACUACAAUAUCGCUCAUGGUCUCGACGUUGGUCUGGCUGGUGCGGAUGAUGACGCUUCUAGUGAUGGACGUCCCACCACAGCAAACAGCCUUGGAAUGAUGUUGGACAGUAUGAAAUUGGACGUGACGGUAGCUGAACAUGAGAUUCAGCCCACGCCGCAAGCUUCCGCGCAACGACUGCAAGAGGCUACCCCAGAUAGCCCAAAGGAUCACCUCGAGAUGUUUAAUGGCCUGGAUGCGGAAAGUAGUGUGGUUGCUGAGCUUCGACAACGUCCGCAGACGGCACCUUUCUCGUUCCCCGAAUACGCCUCUCAUGCCUUACCAUUGGAGUAUUCUAGCUCUAGCUCACGCCUGGCGGUGCCGGUACCGGCCAUACCACCCGUUGUCAACAAGACCAGCAGUGUCCGCAGUGCUCGCAGCUCCAGUACAGUCUCUACCGGGACCGGGACCAGUGCGCGAAGUGCCUACGGGUCAGCGUCCUCCACACUCAGAGGCUUUCUCAGCGGAAGCGCCUCGAAAGAACGCAAGAAGAUGGAGAAGAUGAAGUCUGGGGCAGUGUGUGUGCCGCAUGAGAGACCACCUAAGCUGGACUGGGCGCCCCCUCAGUUUGAUCUAGGAAACUUCCGGUAGUUCUCCUUCGAGGGCCCGAAGACGUCCCAGCUCUUCUUCACUCCACAAUGAUUAAUGAAUCGAAUCACGAUAACUAGAAAAACAGUUUUCGCUAGUCGAAGAUACACCGCGUGUUUGAGGCCGUCGCCACAGGAUGUUUCAUCUGUG